GUUGCUUUCCUUUGGUCUCCUGCGUGUCCCAACUCAAUGUCCCUUGACAUGUCCUCCACAAAUUAAGCCCACCAACAACAGAAAUAUGAGUAACUAUAGAAUUUCUUUACAUUCCGACCUAAUAAUUCCACUAUAUAUGUCACCAUCCAUCUCUGAUAUUUAGUCUUCAUUUGGCUACUAAAUGUAUAGCUUCCUUCAUUAAUUCUAUUGAAAAAUGGGACUCAUCCUCUAUCUAGACACUGUCUUUAUCCCCUUUAGUCUCUUCCUUGUAUUGGGUUAUCAUGCCUGUCUUUGGCAAAGCUUCAAGCAGAAGCCCUCUACUACCAAAAUUGGUCUCGACAAGUUUAGGAGGAAAACAUGGUUUCUAGACAUAAAACAGGGUGACGAUAAGAAGGGUAUGUUGGCAGUCCAAAGCCUGAGAAACACUCUAAUGGCCACGAUUCUCAAUGCUUCCGUAGCCAUCCUGGUUAACUUAGCAUUGGCUGCUUUGACAAACAACACAUACACUGCCAACCAUCUUUUCAACAGUGAAAUUUUCGGCUCACAAUCGGGUAGGAUGUAUGCUCUAAAGUAUGGUUCAGCAUCACUGUUUCUGUUGGUUAGCUUCUUAUGCUACUCAAUGGCCCUGGGAUAUCUGAUUGAUGCCAAUUUCUUGAUAAAUGCUUCUGGUGAUGAUCAGUUCUCAUCCGAUCCUGCCUACACACAAACCAUAUUUGAACGAGGGUUUGCUUUGGCCCUAAUCGGAAACCGGGUGCUCUGCAUAUCAUUUCCUACGUUGCUGUGGAUGUUUGGUCCGUUGCCGGUGGCACUGUCCACGGCAGCGUUGGUUUGGGGGUUGUAUGAACUUGACUUCAAUGCAAAUUGAAUAUCCAAAAAACCCUGGUUAGCCUUCAGAAUUUAAGUUGUAUCGUAUAGAGAUCAUUAAUAUAUAAAGAAUAGAAAAUGAAAGAAAAUUUUAAUUAAACGAUACAAAUUAUAAGAAAACGGAAACAAAAACAAACUUUCUAAAAAAUUCAUACAUCAGAUCUUCGACUUAGGUAAGGCUACAAGUAUCUUCUUACACUGAGACUAGACAUCAUCGGUAGAAAAACCUAUGCU
Messenger RNA from Durio zibethinus, 1098 nucleotides. Its product is annotated as transmembrane protein, putative (Protein of unknown function, DUF599). The record is from RefSeq and is a predicted model, not a curated record. NCBI's taxonomy places the organism in Eukaryota, Viridiplantae, Streptophyta, Magnoliopsida, Malvales, Malvaceae.